Nicotiana attenuata is the source of this 1916-nucleotide messenger RNA. Its product is annotated as protein IQ-DOMAIN 14-like. The transcript is spliced from 6 exons. Bases 295 to 1554 code for a protein of 419 amino acids. NCBI's taxonomy places the organism in Eukaryota, Viridiplantae, Streptophyta, Magnoliopsida, Solanales, Solanaceae. Gene Ontology annotation, molecular function: protein binding. The record is from RefSeq and is a predicted model, not a curated record.
CAAUUGUUUAAGUUUUUUUCAAUCUUCAUUUUAUUCUCCAUCAGCACAUGGUAUGCUUCUCAAAACAUAAUUAGUAAAGGACAGUUUGUUCUUGGAUAUAUAUAAGAAGCCACAUGGAACAAUAGAAACAUCAACAGUAUCAUUCAAGAAUCACUUCCCAAGAUUUCUUGGAUUUUUCUAAAUCUUGCAUGUCACCUUUCUUUCACCUAUUCUAGAAUAAGGUGACUGUUUAAAGAAGAUGGUGAGAUGUUGUUUUGAUGAUACAGUUUGCUGCAGUCUAAAUGAAUUUCUAAAAUGGGAAAGAGAAGAAGCUGGUUUACAUUUGUGAAAAGACUACUUUUCAUUCCUGAGGCAAAACCAAAAGCUGAAAAGAAAUUAAAGAGAUGGAAAUGGUUUUUGAGAAGGUUAAAAUACCAGCAUUGUCCUCCAACAAUUGAAGCACCUCAGAGAACACUAAUAACUGAGGCAACAGAACAGCAGAGGAAACAUGCUUUGGCUGUUGCUCUAGCAACAGCAGCUGCAGCUGAGGCUGCUGUAGCUGCUGCCAAUGCUGCAGCUGAAGUUGUCCGCCUUACUAACGCUCCGUAUGAGCUCGAAAGGAAACGAAAAAAUGCUGCCAUCAGAAUCCAAAGCGCUUAUCGCGCACACCUUGCAAAGAAAGCAUUAAGUGCAAUGAAGGGACUCGUGAAGCUUCAAGCAGUGAUCCGAGGCGAACUUGUGAGACGAAGACUCGUUGCCAAGUUGAAAUGCAUGCUGCCCUUUCAAAUGUCAAAGCCGCGAGUUUAUCAUAUCAGAGUUCCUACUGUUGAAGAAUACUAUGAGAGUAUCGAAAAGAAACUUGAUGGUAGUCCGAAGGGAAGUGUGAAUUCUAAUGAAUUAAAAUUAAAAUGCAACAGCCAAAGGACUUGGGAUUUCAGUUUGGCCUCAAAGGAAGACAUUGAAGCCUUGUGUUUAAGAAGACAAGAAGCCAUUUCCAAAAGAGAGCGUAUGAUGAAAUACUCGUUUUCACAUCGGGAGCGGAGAAAUGAUCAUGUUCUGCACGAACCAUUAUUCAAUAAGGAAAAUCGUAGGAGCAGCAGGUUCGAUCAGUGUACUGAACUCGAAGCAAAGAGAAAAGCAGAAGUAUUUGAACAAUUGAGGUCAUUUGCAGACUCAAGUAGUCCUCUAGUUGACAUGAACCAAAUUACACUACUCAAAAUGACAGAAGUGCGCAAACAAGAUUUCAUAGAGGCUUUAAGCUCACCAUCAUCGCUACCAAGGAGAUCAUUUUCUCAUGUGAAACAGAAAUCAAUUGGUGAUGAUAGCUCUUUACCAAGUUCUCCUAUGUUUCCUACUUACAUGGCUGCUACAGAAUCUGCAAAAGCAAAGACAAGAUCAAUGAGCACACCGAAGCAACGGCUAAAGUUACACGAAACGUAUUCAGGUCAACAUUCUCCUCACAUGCUCAAGCAUACUUCUUGGAUCACAUUUAAUGGUGAAGCGAACAGCAGUGCCACAAAGAGUGAAAUCUCUCAGCAGACAGCUAUAAAUGUGAAAGGGUUUUGUCGAGGUUGAAAAGCUUAGUUCCAGCAGGGCAAGACAGAAACUUCAACCGUUCAUCAGUUAUAGAACUCGAUAACAAAUAAUCAAGAAGAAACUAUAAUUUGGAUAUGGAGCUGCUUGAGUAAUUUAUCCAAAUUGAUUGAGGAAAAGAAGUUUUCGCCUUUUUUAUUUUCUGCUUUAUACUUUUACAGACUUCACAUAUAUAUGUAAAUAGUUGAAAAAUCUCUACUUUCUGGUUUGUUUUUGCCAAAUUUUGUGUGCUUCAGAGAGUCUGAGUUUGUUUGAGGCAGUGAUGGUUGGUUUUGUUUGAUGGUUUUCUCCUGUAAGCAUUUUUACUUUUAAUUUUGCAUAUAGAUUUCCUUCAGUACCUGCUA